Messenger RNA from Osmerus eperlanus (European smelt), 1863 nucleotides. RefSeq names its product solute carrier family 6 member 14 (gene slc6a14). Gene Ontology annotation, molecular function: glycine:sodium symporter activity. The transcript has 15 exons. Lineage: Eukaryota; Metazoa; Chordata; Actinopteri; Osmeriformes; Osmeridae. The record is from RefSeq and is a predicted model, not a curated record. The coding region runs from base 1 to 1863 and encodes 620 amino acids. Gene Ontology annotation, biological process: sodium ion transmembrane transport; glycine import across plasma membrane; synaptic transmission, glycinergic. Gene Ontology annotation, cellular component: plasma membrane.
AUGAGGAAAGUCGGAUUGAGCAGUUUUACAAACUUGGCUUUUAGAAAUUCUGCGUCUACUGACACGUUGAGGGAGAACAAACAGAAACAAGCCCCUGAUGGGAACACAGAUGAGAAUGUAGAGAGGGGAAACUGGAGCAGUAAGAGCGAGUACUUGUUGUCUAUGAUUGGCUAUGCAGUCGGUCUGGGAAACAUAUGGAGGUUCCCUUAUCUGGCAUACAAGAACGGAGGAGGUGCCUUCCUCAUCCCUUACUCCAUCAUGUUGUUUGUCAUUGGUAUCCCUUUCUUUUUCCUGGAGUGCUCCAUUGGCCAGUUCAGCAGCCAAGGGCCCAUCAAUGUGUGGAGGGCUGUGCCAGCAAUGCAGGGUGUGGGGAUAGCAAUGGUGUUAUCGAACGUCAUUGUAACCAUCUACUAUAAUGUGCUCAUAGCCUACUCCCUAUUCUACUUGUUUUCUUCCUUCCAGUUUCCUCUGCCUUGGAGUGAAUGUUCCAGCAACUGCAGCAUCACACCUAAAGACAUCUGCAAUGGGACAGCUGUCAAUGAGAGUCUCAACCUGAUGCUGGGAACGAAUAGCACCUGUCAUUCAAACAGCAGCACACUAAAGAGUGCUAGUGAAAAAUACUGGGAUGAGGUAGUCCUGCAGCGCUCCAGUGGUAUAGAUGAAACUGGGCCAGUCGUCUGGUACCUGGCCCUCUGUCUGCUGUUGAGCUGGAUCCUUGUGGGCGGGGCCAUCUACAAAGGUGUCAAGUCUUCUGGGAAAGUGGUGUAUGUCACAGCUACAUUCCCCUAUGUAGUGCUGUUCAUCCUCCUGAUCCGAGGUUUGACAUUGGAGGGCGCUAAAGACGGGAUCGAUUUCUACAUUGGCUCCAAGUCCAACUUCACUAAGCUGGGUGAGGCCGAGGUCUGGAAAGAUGCUGCAUCCCAGAUCUUCUUUUCUCUGUCUGCAGCAAACGGUGGAAUCAUCACCCUAGCCUCCUAUAACAGGUUCAAAAACAAUGUGUAUACGGACUCCAUGGUUGUCUGCCUCAUCAACUGUGCUACUAGUGUGUUUGCCGGUUUUGCCAUCUUCUCCAUCCUGGGUCACAUGGCAUUCAUCUACGGGAAGCCUGUGACGGAGGUCGCCCAGGCAGAAUUUGGACUGGUCUUCGUCGUGUACCCAGAUGCCCUCUCCAAGCUUCCCAUCUCUCCUCUGUGGUCCAUCCUGUUCUUCGUCAUGCUCCUCACCCUGGGACUGGACUCUCAGUUUGCUGGGAUAGAGGUUCUAACCACUUGCCUCCAGGAUGCCUUCCCUCAAGCCCUGAAAUCCAAGCGCUCCAUCAUCUCCGUGGUAACCUGUGCAGUCUUAUUCCUGCUGGGCCUACUGUGUGUUACCAGGGGAGGGAUCUACUGGGUGACUCUGAUGGAUCAGUUCUGCGGAGGCUGGGUCCGGUUGAUGAUUGCUGUCCUUGAGGUCCUUGGAGUCAUUUACAUAUACGGUGGAAACAGAUUCAUUAAAGACAUAGAAAUGAUGAUUGGCACCAAGAGCUUAUGGUUCUGGUUUUGGUGGAGAUCCUGCUGGUACUUUAUUUCCCCCUGUGUCAUCAUCGUGAUUCUGGCCUGGUCUCUGUUCACCUUCGAGGUCCCAACUUAUGCAGGUGUACAGUACCCAUGGUGGGGCAUAGCACUGGGCUGGUGUAUCACUGCCUUCUGUCUCAUCUGGAUCCCAAUCAUCGCUAUUUACAAGUUCAUCAGAGCAUUGGGAGGACCAUUGCAGCGUUUGAAAGAGAUGUGUUCUCCGACGGAGGCCUGGGGUCCCUACCUGGAGACGCACCGUGGAGAGCGCUACAAACGAGACAUCAACUCCUACAGUCUCCCACAACUGUGA